AUGGCGCUGCAAUCGACUGAGCAUCUCUGGCCAAAUGCCAUUAGAAGCCGGGUUGCCGAGGCACGGCCUUAUGCCCAGGUCGUGUCUGUGGACGGCAAAGUCCAGGAUGUCACUUUCGCCGAUCUAGAGAACGCGUCCAAUCGAGCUGCAAAAUUCUUGGAGCAGAACUGCCCCGAAGACAUCUUCGCCUAUAUGGGACCAAGCGACCUACGAUACGUGAUCUGGGUACUUGGAGCUAUGAAGACGGGCAAAUGUGCUCUCUACCCAUCCUUAGCAAAUCCAGUUCCAGCCAAUCGUAGACUUUUCUUGACGGUUGGAGUUAAGAAGUUUCUAUAUGCGCCCGAAGUGGCUGACAUGCUACUGCCGCUUAGAAAGGCUACCGAAGACAUUACCGAUGCUCAGGUGGCAUUAAGCUAUUCGGACCUGCACAGCAAGGACCCCGUUGACCCUUACCCAUUUGAUAAAACAUGGGACGAGGUGAAGGACGUGCGCUUCAUGGCCCUUCAUACGUCAGGGACAUCGGGCCACCCAAAGCCUAUCUACUGGACCCAUGCAGGCGCAAGCAUCAUCCCCUCCUUUCUACAAGAUGAGUUCUCAGCGCCCAACGGGACCAAUCUCAUGCGAGAUCUUCUGAAAGCCACCCAGGUGUUCUCGCCUUUCCCUUUGUUCCAUAUGGGUGGUAUGGGCCCCGCGAUGGCGUCCGUUUUCUGUAAGAACACGCUGGUCGUUCCGUUCCCCGGCACGCCGCUAUCCCCAGCCAAUGUCACGACAAUUAUAGAGAUCGCCGAGUGUAAUUCCACAGUGAUGCCCCCCUCGGUACUUGAGUCUCUCCUUACCCACCCCCCAGCGCUUGAAGUCAUCUCCAAGCUGGACCAUGUGGCCUACUAUGGCGGCCCCAUCACCCCGGCACGUGGUGCUGAGCUGGCCAAGCAUUGCAAGCACUUGUAUCCGCUCAUGGCUAGCACUGAGGGAGUCGCAUGCCAUCUCGAGUCUUCCAAAGACAGUUCGCACUUCAACACGUUCAAGUUUGUGGACCUCGGACAGCGCAUGGAGGAGAUGGUUGCUGGGCUGUACGAACUCGUCUUCCCACGAACCAAACGGAUUGAAGACUCUUCUGGCUUCUUUCAUGUGUACCCGCACCUCGAGCACGAGUAUCGAACUUCGGACCUGUACGCACCAGUAGGCGAAGACGGCUGGUGGGUAUACCGUGGACGAGUUGACAACUGGGUAGUCAUGUCUAAUGGCCUUAAAUUCGACCCCACUGAGAUGGAGAACCAAGUGUCCAAUGCCCCAAACGUUAAAGGCGUGCUGGUGGCUGGUUCUCAUCAUUUCAGUCUGUGCAUGCUCGUCGAGCUGACCGAGACCCCUGCAGACGAAGCCCAGGCUUACGAGGAGAUCUGGCAGCUGGUCAAAGAAGCUAACAAUGAUGCCCCCAAGUUCGGCAGGGUGCCUCGAGAACUGCUAUUGAUUGCCAAACCCGAUAAGCCUUUUCUGCGGUCUCCUAAAGGGACCAUACAGAGGCGGCUCACUAUCACCGAGUACGAGCCUGAGAUUGACGAGCUCUACAAUAAUGUGGAGAAGGGCCUCCUUCUCAGUGGACUCGUGCCCAUCAAGUCGACCCAAGCCGAUGAUCUGGUCCCCUUUUUGACUGAUCUACAUAUUCAAACCCUUGACCUUCUCAAGGGCCACACCUUAAGCGCUGACGACGAUCUCCUCAGUCUCGGUAUUAAUUCCCUCGUCACUCUUAUCUUACUAGCCCGCCUAAAGGCAUCGUUGAGGAAACAUGGCGUGGCAGAUGACCACUUGGAGAAAAUUACCCCCAAGCUUUGGUACACGCAGCCCACCAUCCGGCAGAUGGCAAGCAGCCUGUCCACUAUUAUUUCGACCACAAACAGUGACGCCAAGACGGCGCCUAAGGAUAUCGAAAAGGAAGAUGUGGAAAAGCUGCUCGCCAAGUACACCGAGAAGGUGAAGGGCUUCAACACAGCGCCCAGCACCAAGCAACAAGAUGGCGGCUCACAGACCAUCCUUCUGACGGGAUCCACGGGCUCUCUCGGGUCAUACAUCUUGUCUACUCUACUGGGCAAUCCUUCCGUCAACGUCAUCUGCCUCAACCGCAGCCCUGUAGCCGCAGCGCGCUCCAAAUUCUUGGCAUUUCUCCAACAAGUCAAUGGACUUUCACCUGAUGCAGCUGCUAGCUUCGUCACCAGCAACGAGAAACAAAGUCGCCUUACGUUUCUCCAGGCCAAGCUCCAAGAGCCCCAACUUGGUUUGUCGGGCGAAGAGUACGCCAAGCUUUCAAGCGAGACAACAUCAAUUAUUCAUAACGCGUUCCCUGUCAACUUCCUCCUGAGCGUGGCGUCCUUCGAACCCGCCAUCCAAUCCCUGGUGAACCUGCUGGAGCUGGCCUCACGUGGAGAGAAAGCGCCAGCCGUGCUAUUUAUUUCAAGUAUCUCAGCAGCUAGCCUGUCCUCCAAGGCUGGCAGCACCAUCCCUGAAGCUGUCAUAACCCCAGAACAAGCCCGGGAUCUCAUACCCAUGGGCUACGCCCGCGCCAAAUACAUCUGCGAGAGCCUCUUGCAGACCCACGCGACGCGCUCCCUGUCACCGGUGUCAGUUCUUCGCGUAGGUCAGAUCUGCGGGCCCAUCUCUGGAAAGCGGAGAGGUUGGAAUCCAGCUGAGUGGUUCCCUUCUCUGGCCAUUAGUUCAAAGUUUCUCGGCGCCGUGCCGGACACGCUGGGAAGAAUGGACAUCAACUGGGUGCCUGUAGACAAGUUGGCCGAGAUUGUCAGUGAACUCAGCUCCGUAACCAAGUCUAGUAACGGGUUCGUGCUGUACAACGUGGUGAACCCCCAGACCAGCGAGUGGUCAGACUUGCUCCCCGCGCUAGACGAGGUGUCACCCUCGAAUUUGGCGCGUCUAGCCCCAGCUGAAUGGAUCGCAAAGGUCGAGGGAAGCGGCAAGGACAGUGGGGAUGCUGACGAGGGCAGUGGCGCUGGCACUCAUCUGAUUCAUCAGAACCCGGCCCUGAAGCUGGUGGAUUUCUACAAGGAGUCUCUACUGGAUGGUAAUGGUGGGGACGCAGUUGACAGUAUUGACGUUGACAUUAAAAACCUCUUAGCGGCGAGCGAAGUGGCAAGAGAUCUGCAGGCCAUCCAGCAAGGGGAUAUGGCAUCGUGGGUGGAAGCAUGGGGACUGUAA
Clonostachys rhizophaga is the source of this 3201-nucleotide messenger RNA. The record is from the annotation of a GenBank genome assembly. NCBI's taxonomy places the organism in Eukaryota, Fungi, Ascomycota, Sordariomycetes, Hypocreales, Bionectriaceae.